CCUACAUUUCGUCCGUGAUUUUGUGGAUCUUUCCGAUCAAUUUUAAUGAUUUUUGUGUGUUGGAUACUGUGCAUUACUUAAGGAUUACUGUUAAAUAACAAAGGUUCCAAAGUUUUAAGCAAUGAUUAUUUUAAUUUCUUGUACUACACAACUAUGAUAUGCUUUAUACAUUGUCAUGAGGGAAGAAGAUUUCGAAAUUGCAAUCAAGGUUGUUGUGGUGGGAAAUGGAGCUGUUGGAAAGUCCAGCAUGAUUCAGCGAUACUGCAAAGGAAUUUUUACUAAUGCUUACAAGAAAACUAUUGGAGUAGACUUUUUAGAAAGACAAAUUGACUACAAUGGUGAAGAUGUCAGACUUAUGAUUUGGGAUACAGCUGGUCAAGAAGAAUUUGAUGCCAUAACUAAAGCAUACUAUAGAGGUGCUCAAGCUUGUGUUUUAGUUUUCUCAACUGUAGAUAGAGAUUCUUUCAAAGCUAUUGAAUCAUGGAAAAGAAAGGUUGAAAAUGAGUGUGGGGAAAUCCCUACUGUUUUAGUUCAAAAUAAAAUUGAUCUUAUAGAUCAUGCUACAGUAGCUAAAGAUGAAGCUGAACUUUUGGCUAGACGUUUAAAAUUAGAUUUUUUUAGAAUUUCCGUAAAGGAAGACUAUAAUGUCUCUGAAGUGUUUCGUCAUCUUGUAAAAAGGUACCUAGAUUUGACAAAUGAACCUAUAGAAGAAAUAAUUCCAAAUAUACAUUCACUUGGUAGUCGGGACUAUGAUGGAUAUCCUCCACAUAAUGUAUAUAUGCGAUCCUCAUUCUCACAUGGGGCAAAUGGGACUAUAUCUUUACACAAACCAAAAAGAAGUAAAAGUGGAAAGAAACAUUUCUUUCGAGGUUGUCGUUUGUUAUAA
This is a messenger RNA of Uloborus diversus, 886 nucleotides long. It is a transcript of the gene Rab23, whose product is annotated as ras-related protein Rab-23-like. Lineage: Eukaryota; Metazoa; Arthropoda; Arachnida; Araneae; Uloboridae. The record is from RefSeq and is a predicted model, not a curated record. The coding region runs from base 176 to 886 and encodes 236 amino acids. The transcript is spliced from 9 exons. Gene Ontology annotation, molecular function: GTP binding; GTPase activity.